AUGAGUCUGCAGAUCUUGUCGAGCAUCAUCGUGUACCUGGAGACCAUUUUGAACGCCCUCUGCCCCCUGUCCACCUGCCGCUGCUCGCUCCUGGACAUCCAUCUCACCGUCCCGUGCGAGUACAUGUCGUCGAAGGUCCACACGUUCUCCAUCGUCCCGGCUCGAGAAGGUGUCCACGUUCCGACCAGCUGCACGAACAUGAACACGUACUCGAACAAGAACCUCUUCGUCAAGCUGGAACAGGUCGUGUACAUCAUCGAGGCCGGCGGCACGAACAUGAACGCGAAUGGGCCGAUGCAGGAGGACUUGGCCGUGCUUGAGAGAGAUGUUGAUGAUGGCACAUAUGUCGAGGCAUUGCAAGCACACCUCGAGCAGGCACACGAGCUCGUUCUUGUACGGAAGGGUGCCCGAGAACCUCAACGCGAUCCCCCAGCUACCUCGACGACCUGA
Cladophialophora immunda is the source of this 450-nucleotide messenger RNA. RefSeq lists its product as uncharacterized. The transcript is spliced from 2 exons. Lineage: Eukaryota; Fungi; Ascomycota; Eurotiomycetes; Chaetothyriales; Herpotrichiellaceae. The record is from RefSeq and is a predicted model, not a curated record. Bases 1 to 450 code for a protein of 149 amino acids.